GUGACGAUAAGGUACCAUGGACCUCUUUGCCUCCGUCGAGCUUGAGUGUCGUGAGGUUUCCGCCUCUCAGGAAGACCGCCUUCUGUGCUCCCGCUUCCUCAGCGACCACCGUGUCGACUUGUACAGCGACUCCUCCUCGUCCCCACCCCACUGCGCCUCCCCCUCCGGGGUCGGGCUUAGCGACAUGCCUUAUGCCGACUCCCCCGUCGUCUUUCUAUCCUUACCAUAUUCUCCUUCUCAGUCUCCCGCCGCGCCCGGUGAUGCCGCCUCCUCCGGUGGCAUCCUCGUACAGUCCUCGCCCCUUGAGGGAAGAACAUCCACCGGGGCUGAUCUCUUGCAUGCGUCCACCGGAGAGGUUCCCCACGCCGGCCGGGAUGGUUCGGGGUCCCCUGGUGGCGGAAACAAGGAAGUUAGGGUUUCGAAGAAGCGAUUGAGGAGCACGCAGGUUUCUUCCACGGAAUCUACUACUGAAUCGCCACCAGAAGGCAUUGGGAUUCUAGGGUUUGGUUUCCGCGAAGAACCAUCGAAAUUUGAUCAACAGCUCAAUCUCCCAUCAAAUAACCCCCGUGGCGCAACUAGUGAUUUGACGGGAAGAUGCGAAUCUCGUGAAUCACCGGAGCUCCUGGAUCGUGCCAUCGGAGACCAAGAUGCUGCUUCCAUCAUAAGCCCUCCACUAGAGGAAGGGACUAGUUGCGCGUCUCGUGCUCGAGAGAAGUCACCUGAGAACCCGAGUGCAAUGAUGCCUGCAGUUGGCGAUCAAAAUGCUGCCUCCAGAGCAACUCCAGAGCCAAGGAAGCUGCCAGCAUCCAUCAUAAGUCCUCCAUCAGAGGAGGGGACUAGUUGUGCAUCUCAUGCUCGAGAGAAAUCGUCUGUGAACCUGAGUGCAAUGGUGUCUGCAGUUGCAGAUGACCGGUUGCGGAUGUAUCUUCUUGAUGCCAUUAAGAUGUUUGCUGGAAAACCCAACACAGGGUUUGCCGACACUGACAUACUGGAGAUUGCAAAAAUGAAGGGGAUAGACUUCCCACCUCCCUGGUGGUCGCAGCUUGGUGGCUAUGAUCCCGCGGAAUUUAGGAGGUGGUCGCAGAUUGGUGUGUAUGAUCUCGAGGAUGAUAAGAUGCCGAAGUAAUAGUGUGGGCUGAUGACCAGGUAGGAUUUUAUCAGCAAGCUUUUGAAGUUCACACUUAGUACCAGAACAAAUGUAUGUUUCGAGUUGUACUGUCAUUUUGCUGUUCUUAGGUGCACAUGGAAUCUUGUUUUUCAAUCUAGAACAAGAGAGAUCAUUUUGUAACACAAUUCUGUGUGGUGAGAGUUAUCAUGCUAGUGUGAAUUUAUGGUUUGGCAAGACAUUUUGUAUGACUACAUAAAUCACUUGUUUAACUGCAUUUGGUACUCAGACAAUCAAAAUUUGUAUUGGAGGAGCCAUUAUCUGUUAGUUAGUGUUAGGGAAUGAAGUUAUCAUUAACUAUAUCUAGUAUUAUGACGGGUAACCGCAAUCUGCUCCUUGCAAAUAUUAAAUGAAUCUGUAGAUGGUAAUCACAAUUCUCCGGGUGCCUUGAUGACUUUAUCUAAUAACGUGCGUUUUACUCUUUGCAAGUACUUAUAUAUAAGGAGACAAUCACUGUUGUAAUUUUGUGGUGUGCAAGUUCUACAAUUGAUGCAGUCCUUUUCGCAAGCAAUACGUUCUUGUUUAUACAAGAUUUCAUGGUUAUCUUACUAUUUCAGAGGUAUCUGCUGUGGAUAAACUUUUAACUUGUAGUGGGUUUUAUUAUGCUUAGAUCAAUCGAUUAUUCUUGGAUCAGUUUAAUCAUUCAGUGUGUCUAUUUGCAGAAAACCUUAAACUGACAUGAUUAGAUGCAGAGUUUUGAUUGUUAUCUAUAGCAUCGACAUACCUUCUUAUGUGGUUUCUGGGAAAAUGCUGUCAAUUCCUGUAGAAUAUGUAAUAUUAAUGCAGUCCCCUCUGCACAAGAUUUUCAUCGGCAAGUUUUGCACUGUGCCAAUUUUGUGCAGAUGCAAGAUUCACUGUACGUAAUCGAUAUACUUCAAAGUAUGUCAUGAAAGUUGUGUUUCUUUUA
Molecule: messenger RNA, 2072 nt
Organism: Musa acuminata AAA Group (dessert banana)
Lineage: Eukaryota; Viridiplantae; Streptophyta; Magnoliopsida; Zingiberales; Musaceae
Exons: 2
Coding region: 17-1126 (369 amino acids)
Source: RefSeq, a predicted model, not a curated record